UAUUCACACAUGCAGAUGAAUCCCGCGCGGUUUCCAUGGUUCCCGGGCCGCGACCCCGCGGGCCGGAAGAACAGCCGGAGUCCGUGGGCGCCCAGGGCUGAGCCCUGGGCCGGGCACCCUGGCGCCCCUCAGGGGUGCCUGGACACGAGACCCCAUCAGCAGGCCAACUCAACGCUUUCACAGGCACCACCUGGGGACACAUGCCUCCCCCUGGCCCGGAUGUCUGACCCAUGGCAGAAGGCCGCCAGCUGCAGCAGGCUAUGUGGACAGAUGCAGGCUGGGAUGGAUCCCACAAACCUCGGCCAAACCCAGCUAACAUCCAGGUGCGGGAGCUAAGCUGGCGAGGCCUGCCCAACCCCUGCCCCCAGAGCCAGGGCCCAGGCAGCCCCAGGGAACAGCUGGAGGAGACACACCUGUGCCCCAGCCGGCUGCAAGCCCUGGCCGGGGUAGAAGACCUCCGUCUAGUACAGGUUCUGCAGAUGUGUGUGGACACCCGCAGGGGCAGCCUGGGGAACUUUGGAGUGCACCUGCCCAAGCUGAGACAGCUGAAGUUGAAUGGCAGCCAUCUGGGCUCCCUCAGGGACCUGGGCAGCUCCCUGGGCCACCUGCAGGUGCUGUGGCUGGCCCGCUGCGGCCUGGCAGAUCUGGAUGGCAUCAGCUCCCUGCCUGAGCUAAAGGAGCUCUACGUCUCCUACAAUGACAUCUCAGACCUGAGCCCGCUGUGCCUGCUGGAGCAGCUGGAGGUGCUGGAUUUGGAAGGCAACAGUGUGGAAGACCUGGAGCAGGUGCAGUACCUGCAGCUGUGCCGGCGCCUGGCGACACUCACUCUGGAGGGCAACCUGGUGUGUCUGCGGCCAGCCCCUGGCCCCUCCGGAGAGGCACCCAAGGGCUACAACUACAGGGCAGAGGUGAGGCGGCUCCUCCCACAACUGCAGGUCCUGGAUGAGGUGCCGGCUGUCCAGACAAGUCUGCCGGCCCCUCAGCCCCUCACCCAGGACUGGCUCCUGGUCAAGAAGGCCAUCAAGCAGGCCAGUGUCCUGGACAGCCUGCUCCCUAGGCCGGGUGGAGCCCUCAGAAUCCCCGAGUGUGGACUGGACUUGGCUCUGCCUGGGCCGCAGCCCCAGGUUCCUGAAGACCACAGUGACCAUGCCAGCAGCCUCACCCACGGUGGUGGCCAAGUCCUGUGUGGGAAUCCCACCAGAGGCCUGUGGGAGCGCAGGCAGCAAGAGCAGGCCUGGGCCUCUGCCGAGCAGUUGCCCUGGUGUGGGCCAGCAAAACUUGCUGCCAGCACCCCAGGCCCAGAGCCCACACCUGCACAGAGCUACACUGACCACCUGGCUGUGGCUGGGCUUCAGCCCCAGAUGGAACUUGACCUGUGGCCCUUGGACCUCCAGCACCACAGAGCUGCAGCCCCCUGGGCCCUGCAGAGGGUCCCUGAGGUAAAAGAGGACCAGGCUGGUCCCAGGAUUUGCUGCAGCCCCCUAAGCCUGCCCACCCAGCUCCGGAGCCCCAGAGUAACUGACCCCCACCUUGGGGUGGUCUCCCUCACCUCUGACCUGCAGGACCCUGAAGCUUACAACACAGAACCCUCUGGGAGCUUAUGCUGUACCCUGGCACUUUCGCCCCCCAAGUACCCCCUGGCUUCCAGGGGCAGUCGCACCCCCGGCUCCACAGAGCUGUUGCUCAGGGGGUGGCGGCUUCGAGCCCUGGGCGGCCUGACGGCGCUGAGGACCGCGGAGGUGGCCUCGGGCCCCCCAGCACAGGGACAGCCGGACACAAAGGUAGCGGCAGAGGCAGCAGCAGGGGUCCAGGGCCUGCAGCACCUGCCACCCCUAAACCCGCUCACCCCGACCCCUGCUCACCCUUAGCCCAACCCCUGGGCAGGUACACUGGGCUAUGAGGUGGGCCUGGUCCCAACCAGUCCUUUGGGUAAAAGGAAGCAGAAGACAGAAGCCCCCCAAGGU
Molecule: messenger RNA, 1964 nt
Organism: Ochotona princeps (American pika)
Lineage: Eukaryota; Metazoa; Chordata; Mammalia; Lagomorpha; Ochotonidae
Product: leucine-rich repeat-containing protein 56-like
Exons: 13
Coding region: 231-1868 (545 amino acids)
Molecular function (GO): protein binding
Source: RefSeq, a predicted model, not a curated record